Molecule: messenger RNA, 3402 nt
Organism: Alexandromys fortis (reed vole)
Lineage: Eukaryota; Metazoa; Chordata; Mammalia; Rodentia; Cricetidae
Gene: Adam7
Product: ADAM metallopeptidase domain 7
Exons: 23
Coding region: 1-2373 (790 amino acids)
Biological process (GO): proteolysis
Cellular component (GO): plasma membrane
Molecular function (GO): metalloendopeptidase activity
Source: RefSeq, a predicted model, not a curated record
AUGUUCCCCAUACGUAUAUUUUGGAUGACUGUACUUAUUUCUCAGAUUGAAGAAAAGGGGAUUGUUGGAGUAGAGGGUCAACAACUGGUUCGUCCUAAAAAGCUUCCCCUGAUACGGAAGCGGGAUCUUGAGCACACCCAUGACUCUGAUAUGCCGGAGGCAUAUGAAGAAGAAUUGUUGUAUGAAAUAAAAUUGGGCAGAAAAACUUUAAUCCUUCACCUUCUGAAAUCAAGGGAAUUCCUCGCCUCAAAUUACAGUGAGACAUACUACAAUGUAAAGGGAGAGAUGCUCACCAAGCAUCCACCGAUCUUGGAUCACUGUUUUUACCAAGGGUCCAUCAUACAUGAAUUCGAUUCUGCAGCUAGUAUCAGCACUUGCAAUGGUCUGAGGGGCUUCUUCAGAGUGAAUGACCAACGGUACCUCAUUGAACCGGUCAAAUACUCAGAUGACGGAGAACAUUUGGUGUUCAAAUACAACAUUAAGGCACCCUAUGCUACCAAUUACUCCUGUGCAGGGCUCAAUUUUACCAAGAAGUCUGCUCCAGUAGAAGUUAAAAACAUAAAUGAGCACAAACUGCAAGGCUUCCACAAAGAAAAAUUUAUUGAGCUGUUCAUUGUUGUUGACGACUAUGUGUACCACAGGAAUAACAAACCCCAAAACAAGCUAAGGAAACGAAUUUGGGGAAUGGUCAAUUUUGUCAACAUGAUUUAUAAAACCUUGAACAUUCAUGUGGCAUUGGCUGGCCUGGAAAUAUGGUCAGCUGGAGACAAGAUAGAAAUCACGUCAAAUCUAGAAACUGCCUUACUGCAUUUUUCAACUUGGCAAGAAACAGUUCUCAAAAAAAGGAAGGAUUUUGAUCAUGUGAUUUUACUGAGUGGGAAGUGGCUCUACACACCUAUGCAAGGAAUUGCUUACCCAAGAGGAAUGUGCCAAGCCUUGCGUUCCUGCAGCAUUGUUAAGGAUCUUCUACCAGAUGUAAAUAUAAUCGGGAACAGAAUGGCGCAUCAGCUGGGGCAUAGCCUGGGCAUACAACAUGAUGAGUUUCCAUGUACCUGUCCUGUGGGGAAAUGUGUGAUGGGCGGUAGUGGAAGCAUCCCUGCAAUAAAAUUCAGUAAAUGCAGCCAAAGCCAAUACCAACAAUAUCUGAAUGAUCAGAAGCCAGCGUGCAUAUUCAACAAUCCACUGCCUGCUGAUUUUAUUGAGUAUCCAUUCUGCGGGAACAAGAAGGUAGACGAAGGAGAAGAGUGUGACUGUGGAUCAGUUCAGGAAUGCACCAACCCUUGCUGUGAUGCACGCAAAUGUGUCCUGAAGCCGGGAUUCACCUGUGUGGAAGGAGAGUGCUGCAAAUCAUGUCAGAUUAGGAAGGAAGGGACCAUAUGUAGGCCAGCAAAAAAUGAAUGCGACUUUCCUGAAAUGUGUACUGGCCACUCCCCUGAGUGUCCUAAGGACCAGUUCCAGGUCAACGGGUUUCCUUGCAAGAAUGGCGAAGGCUACUGCUUUAUGGGGCAAUGUCCUACUCCGGAUGACCAGUGCUCAGAGUUGUUCGGUGAUGGAGCACAAGAGAGUCAUGGUCUUUGCUACAAGAUAAAUAAAAAAGGAAACAGAUUUGGAUACUGCAAGAAAAAGGGAAACACAUUUGCUCCCUGUGAUGAGAAAGAUCUCAAAUGUGGAAAGCUCUUCUGUGCUGGAGGGCAGCGCUCGUCGCUCCCCGGAGAGAGUAAAGUGUAUAGCCUGACUAAUCAGAAGCAGAAUGUGACCAUCAAAUGCAAGACCAUGUUUUUAAACCACAAUUCUAGAGACAUGGGCCUGGUUAACGCUGGAACCAAAUGUGGGGACGGAAUGGUCUGCAGUUAUGGCGAAUGCGUACAGAUGGAAAAGGCCUACAACUCCAGCAGCUGCCCCUCCCAGUGUGAGGAAAACGCUGUGGAUGACCGCGAACUCGAGUGCCACUGUGAGGAGGGAGCAAUAAUUACAGACUGGGGAGAAACUUUCAACCUUACCAGUGUCUCUAUCAUGGUCAUUGUGCUCGUCAUGGUCAUCAUUGGGGUUGGACUUGUCUUAUUACUAGUCCGCUACCAGAAAUGCAUCAAGAUGAAGCCAGUUCAAAACUCUCCUAGAGAAAUGCGGGGAGUGGAGAAUAAAGGAUACUUUCCCGAGGAGAACCCUACAAGGAGGGACCCAGUCCUGACAGAUAUCCACCCCCUACAUAGUGCUGCAGAGACACUGGAGAGCCUUCCGUCCAGCUUCUCAAGCCCUCACUACAUCACACUGAAAUCUGUCAGCAAGGACUCAAGAGGCAUUGCAGAUCCCAAGCAAAGUGAUGACGUGAACUUGAAACUGGAUAUCCAGAACGGCUGCGCAAGACUGGGAUGAAGAGCCUCCGUGCAGCUCGCCCCAGCCUUGAUGUCCUGCUAAACAGAUCUUGGCUGUUUUUCCAAACAGUCUUUAACCGGCUAGAAAAAUUAUCAAGAGAAACAGUUCCUUUAAUAUUUAGCUACACAAGCACAGAUUGUAAACUCCAGAUUAAUUGUGUAUGCAUUUUCCAAUGGGCUUUAGUUGAAUGUCCAAAUAGGAAGUCUCUCUCCUCUAGUAAUCUGCUACAUGAUGUUAGUCUUGUUGCUUUUCUAAGAACUAAAUUGGACAAUGAUCAUUUCAGAGCCUCACACAGAAGGAACAAACAAGGCUAGUGAUUGAAUGGUUACUUUGUUAAGGUCAUAAGAACGCAUACUUUCAGGCCUGGUGUGUGGCCCAGGCCUAUGAUCCCUGCAGGUUGGGGCAGGAUGAUCUCAGGCUCAGGGUCUAUGUGGGCUGCAAAGAGAGAUCAGGUCAAGACUGGGAGACUUGAUGAGAAUUCUUUAACAAAAGCAUGACAUUUGAAAAUGGACUAGGGGCAUUGGGAAUGAGCUCAAUGGUAUAACAUGGUGGGACACACCCUAGAUUCAACCCCCAGAACUAAAACCAAAACAAACCAAAACAAAACAAAACCCCAGAAAGAUCAAAACAAACAGAGUGCCUAUUUUGAUUUUCAAGAUACAUCAUUGAAAUCUGGUUUAAAUUAGAUUGUCUCCCGUAGACGUGUCAGGGAGGUAAGUGCAGGGUAGUGACUUACACCAGUAGACUAAAAGUGCAGAGAACUACAGAACGUACUCAUGGAUUACAGAAUAGCCAUAACGCAUGGGGCUGCUAGAAACUCUGGUUUCCUAGGUCUGCCUUUCUAGAGUUCUGUAAGCAGUUCUGUAGAUGUCAGAACCUUUUAAAGUUCCCUCCACCUCCUUAUGUGCCUGCUAGACCCCUGAAGCCUCAAGAUACCUGGAUGAGUGCUCAGUGUUCAGUUCCCGUCCUGUGGAUCUCUGCAGGCCUGUGAGUUUGUUGCCUUGUGUGGGGUUCUUUCCUUAUACAGAA